Eruca vesicaria subsp. sativa (arugula) is the source of this 3322-nucleotide messenger RNA. NCBI's taxonomy places the organism in Eukaryota, Viridiplantae, Streptophyta, Magnoliopsida, Brassicales, Brassicaceae. The record is from the annotation of a GenBank genome assembly.
AUGGGUUCUUGUUCUUUGUUGUCUUUCUCGUUCUCGAUCAUUGUUAUGACCGUUCUUGCUUCAAAAGACAAGAAUGAGUUAAUAAAAAGUGAUCAAAUCUCUUUGCUUUCUUUCAGAUCAUCCAUUGUUUCAGACCCUCACAACUCUCUAAGCACGUGGGUCUCUUCAACUUCAUCAUCAUCAUCUGUUGAUGUUUGUAACUGGUUCGGUGUGAGGUGUAACAACGACAGCACUCGAGUAAUCGAACUCGACAUCAGCGGCCAAGAUCUCAGAGGCGAAAUCUCACCGUCGAUCGCAAACCUAACCGCUUUAACCGUUCUUGAUCUCUCAAGAAACUCAUUCACAGGAUUAAUCCCACGUGAGAUUGGCUCAUUACAUAAAACCUUGAAGCAGUUAAGUCUCUCUGAGAAUCUCUUACAAGGAAACAUUCCACAUGAGCUUGGUUCGCUUAACCGUCUUGUUUAUCUCGACCUCGGAACCAACCGGUUAACCGGUCAAAUCCCGGUUCAGCUCUUUUGCAACGGCUCUUCUUCAUCUCUACAAUACAUUGAUAUCUCCAACAAUUCUCUAACCGGAGAAAUCCCUCUGAAGAACCAUUGUCACCUCAAAGAACUUCGGUUUCUACUUCUCUGGUCGAACAAGCUCGUCGGGGACGUACCUUCUUCGCUUUCAAACUCUACAAAUCUCAAAUGGAUCGACCUAGAGUCAAAUCUCUUAACCGGAGAGUUACCUUCUAAAGUCAUAAGCAACAUGCCACACCUUCAAUUUCUUUACCUUUCUUAUAACCAUUUCAUUAGCCACAAUAACAACACCAACCUCGAACCGUUUUUCGCCUCUCUCGCCAAUUCCUCUGACCUACAAGAGCUAGAAUUAGCCGGAAACAGCCUCGGAGGAGAGAUAACUUCUUCCUUAAGGUACCUCUCUGUGAAUCUUGUGCAGAUUCAUCUCGACCAAAACCGUAUCCAUGGCUCUAUACCUCCAGAUAUAUCAAACCUUUUGAACCUUACCCUUUUAAACUUGUCUAGUAACCUUUUAACCGGUCCACUCCCUCGUGAGCUCUGCAAGCUAAACAAGCUUGAAAGAGUUUAUCUCUCGAAUAAUCUCUUAACCGGUGAAAUCCCUGCAGAGCUUGGGGAUAUACCUCGUCUAGGUCUUCUUGAUUUGUCUAAAAACAAGCUUUCCGGUUCGAUCCCGGAUAGUUUCGCUAAUCUUUCUCAGCUGAGAAGACUUCUUCUCCACGGAAACCAUCUCUCUGGAACUGUCCCUCAAAGCCUUGGAAAAUGUAUCAAUCUUGAGAUUCUUGACCUCUCUCACAACAACCUCUCAGGGAAGAUUCCUGUUGAGGUAGUCUCCAAUCUCAGAAACCUGAAGAUUUACCUCAACCUCUCAAGCAACCACUUAACCGGGGAGAUUCCUUUGGAGCUAAGCAAAAUGGAUAUGGUUCUCUCCAUUGAUCUAUCUUCCAACGAACUCUCGGGGAAGAUUCCGCCUCAGCUCGGAAGCUGCAUUGCGUUGGAGCAUCUGAAUCUUUCAAGAAACGGUUUCUUUGGUGCUUUACCAGCUUCAUUAGGCCAACUGCCUUAUCUAAAAGAGCUAGAUGUGUCCUUAAACCGAUUAACCGGAGCAAUACCGCCUUCUUUUCAACAGUCUUUGACUCUCAAGAACUUGAACUUCUCCUUCAACAUGUUCUCAGGAAAUGUAUCUGACAGAGGAUCAUUCUCUAAGCUGACUAUUGAGUCUUUUCUUGGAGAUACUCUCUUGUGUGGCUCUGUAAAAGGGAUGCAGAACUGCAAGAAGAAACACAAGUACCCUGUUGUUCUUCUACCGGUUCUGUUAUCGCUGAUAGCAACUCCUUUUCUGUGUGUUUUCGGGUACCCUUUGGUCCGAAGAUCAAGAUUUGGAAAGAAUCUAACAGUGUACGACGAAGAAGAGGUGGAAGAUGAGGAGAAACAGAACAGAAAGGACCCAAAGUACCCAAGAAUAUCAUAUCAGCAGCUCAUUGAAGCAACGGGAGGGUUCAGCUCUUCUAGCCUGGUCGGUUCAGGGAGAUUUGGUCAUGUUUACAAGGGAGUUCUCAGGAACAACACGAAGAUCGCGGUUAAAGUACUUGAUCCAAAGACAGCAGUGGAGUUCUCAGGGAGUUUCAAAAGAGAAUGUCAGAUCUUGAAGAGGACAAGGCACAGGAACUUGAUCAGGAUCAUCACAACUUGUAGCAAACCUGGUUUCAAGGCUCUUGUUCUACCGUUGAUGCCAAAUGGGAGCUUGGAGAGACACUUAUACCCGGGAGAGUACUCCAGCAGAGACUUGGAUUUGAUUCAGCUUGUGAGUAUCUGCAGUGAUGUUGCGGAAGGAAUAGCUUACUUGCAUCACUAUUCACCUGUCAAAGUAGUUCACUGUGAUCUAAAACCAAGCAACAUCCUUCUUGAUGAUGAAAUGACAGCUCUGGUUACUGAUUUUGGGAUCUCAAGAUUGGUUCAAGGCAUUGAAGAUACGGUCUCUACUGAUGAUUCAGUCUCAUUUGGCUCAACAGAUGGAUUGUUAUGCGGAUCAGUAGGUUACAUUGCACCAGAAUAUGGGAUGGGAAGACGAGCAUCUAUACAUGGAGAUGUGUACAGUUUUGGAGUUCUCUUGCUAGAGAUUGUGAGUGGAAGGCGACCAACGGAUGUUGUUGUCAAUGAAGGAUCAAGCUUACAUGAGUUUAUAAAGUCCCAUUACCCUAAUUCUCUAGAGGGGAUAAUCCAACAAGCUUUGAUCAGAUGGAAGCCGCAGGGGAAGCCAGAGAAGUGUGAUAAGCUUUGGAGAGAAGUCAUAUUGGAAAUGAUUGAAUUGGGGUUGGUAUGUACUCAGUAUACUCCUUCAACUAGGCCUAACAUGCUUGAUGUUGCACAUGAGAUGGGAAGGCUGAAAGAGUAUCUCUUUGCUUGUCCUUCUCUUCUGCAUAAUCAACCUCAAGAAGCACAAGGAGAAGCUAGUUCCUGAUGAUGGUUUCUGAAUCAAUGUUUCAGAAAGUUUUGAUGAUUGUUUAUUCUUUUUUCUUGGUGAUUUUUGUUGGAUUCUUGAGUUUAAUUGUUUAAAAAUGAGUGGAAAUUUGUGGAUUAAAGUCUUUGAUUUAUGUCUUCCCUUUUGGUUUAAGAUCCGCAAACCAAUAUCUUCUGAUCAAGAAUCAGCCAACCAAAUCUUCUAUUUCACAUUCAUUAGUUAACUAUUUUUAUAUUAAAGAUUUGGUGGGUUUAUUUGUAAUCAUGAUCAUAGCUAAUGUAUGUGCUAUGAUUCUAGCAAUAAAGCUUCUCCUAAUCUUCCAUUACAUUAUAAUCUAAUAAUC